This is a messenger RNA of Pungitius pungitius (ninespine stickleback), 2337 nucleotides long. RefSeq names its product cell adhesion molecule DSCAM-like. Lineage: Eukaryota; Metazoa; Chordata; Actinopteri; Perciformes; Gasterosteidae. Gene Ontology annotation, biological process: apoptotic cell clearance; cytoskeletal rearrangement involved in phagocytosis, engulfment. The record is from RefSeq and is a predicted model, not a curated record. Gene Ontology annotation, molecular function: protein binding; phosphatidylserine binding. Bases 127 to 1851 code for a protein of 574 amino acids. The transcript has 14 exons.
UGUUUGUGUGAGCACAUGAAGGACAACGUCAUGUGAUCUGGAAGGAUUUCAAAGCUGAAACCACACUGGUCUGGUUCAGUGUCUCUUAGCAGGUCGACUGAAUCCUGAUCGACCAGCCAGAGUAAAAUGACUUUUCAAGGACGACUCCAUCCGUGGUGCAGCCUCCUCUUUUGUCUUCUCCUGGGUUGCGCGUCUGCAGAAAACAUCAUAGCCACGGUGGGAGAAGAUGUGACUUUGAUUUGCAACUAUGAUGCUGCGUACUACGGCAAGCUUUCUGCCUGCUGGGGCCGGGGACCCGUCCCCAGCAGCGGGUGUGCCGGUGAGGUGAUUCGGUCCGACGGGACAUCGGUGAGCAACAGGCUGUCGGAGCGUUACAACCUCCGGGGGGAGGUUGGUGGGGGAGACGUGUCGCUGACCAUCAGGCAGGUGGAGGAGGGCGACUCGGGCACGUACGGCUGCCGGGUGGAGAUACCGGGCUGGUUCAACGAUCACAAGCACCAGAUGACCCUCACGGUGGUGGCAGUGCGUCCUAACGCCCUGAAGGUGGAGACGAAGGAGGUGAAGGAAAGAACCGUCACUGUUUGCUGGAGCCCUGUGUUUGAUGGCGGCAAGCCGAUCACGGCCUACAGGGUCGAUCUAAAGAACAAACAAGCCUCCUGGGACACUGCAGUGAGCACCGAGGUCUCCAGUCCUGAACUGACUCAGCUGACUUUGGCUGAUUUGCGUCCGGCGAAGCACUACAACCUCCGCAUGUUUGCCAUCAACAGCGUGGGCAUGAGCGAGGCCAGCAAUGUUCUGACAGUCACAACUAAAGAAGCCGCACCGGAGUCUCCUCCCCUGGAUAUGCAGCUCAAGGGCCUCACUCCUCACAGCAUCCAAGUCACUUGGAAGCCGCCGAGACUCGACCAGAGAAACGGAGUUCUCCGGAGUUACAGCGUGAGCUACAGGGAGUACGACGCCGCGGGCAGACAGUUCAAAAGGUGGCAGCACUUGAGUGUGACGGCCACACGGGAGCUGGAGAGCGUCGUCCUGAGCAACCUGAGGCCUUCCACCCAGUACGGCGUGAUUGUGCAGGCCAAAACCAGCGCAGGAGUCGGACCCGCAUCGACGGCACCGCUCUGCUCCACUCUGGAUGAAGUCAAAACGUCAACAGCUUCCACAAUCGAAUCUUCGUCCUCUGGGGCCGUGAUUUGGAUACAAGAGACUACAAGUUUCACUUUUGGUCCCACAGCUUCAACCGUUGACGGGACGGUUGACGAGACGGUUACUGCCACCACCGGUGGGAGAGAAAGGACCACAAGCACCUGGCCAGUGCUCCCAGAUGCCCCAGUGAUUCACUUAAAGGAGGUCAAAAACAACACAAUUUCCCUGUUCUGGAUUGCUGGGUUUGAAGGUGACAGCCCCAUCACCGGCUAUUACCUGGAGUGUAAAGCAGUGAACGCCUCGUGGGAUGACACAAAGAUGGUUGUUGACUUUAGUCCCAACCAGACAGAGGCCACAAUAAUAGAGAUAAAUCCCUCAACAUACAACGUGCGCAUUUUUGCCAAGAACAGUCUGGGCACCAGUAAAGCCAGCAAUAUCCUCACCAUCACCACCAGAGAAGCAGGUCAUCAGAGGGUUGAUCUCCUUACCACCGUAUCUACUGACACGCAUGCUGCUGCCAGUGUGGAGGAGAGUAAAAGUGGUCACCUAGCAGCCAUCGUGGUGCCGUUGGUGCUGGUGGUGACGGCUGUUGCCAUAGUAGCCGUGUGGCAGCUGCGACGAAUAAAACAGAAAAAAGGCAGCCUGAGCUUGUGGUUGACCAAUGAAGCUCUACGUCACAGAGGCGCCGAGUCACUACAAGAGCUGUGAAGCUAAUGGCUGCUCCUCAAUUUAGCCUACAACAAGACAAAUAUGCUGAGGUUUAUAUAUCACAUUUUACAAAUUAAGGCUUUAAAUAUUUACAUGUCAUUAAGGAAAAAAAACUUGUGAGUUGAUCAAACUAGUCGAAGGAAAAACGAAUCAUACUCUCAGUAAAAAAAGCUCUAAUCACAGUAACAGAAAUUAAGUUGUAUUGUUGUCUCUUCUCUUUAUAACAAUAUGUAUCAGUUUAAGCUCUACUAACCCCCAAGAAAGCCAUUAAGCUUUAGGCAUUUCUAAUAAAUGUCCUCAGUGUUUUGUUCAGCAAAAUUCUAUUGGGUAAAACAUUUAGUGUGAUGUAGAAAUGUAUAUCGGCAACAGUUGUACAAAAUGUGGCUUUAAAAAAAAUAUAACCACAGAUCCUUGAUUCAUGAAAAUAAGUUAAUGAAUGUACAAUGACAUCGUGAAAAUCAAGUUCCAUUAAAAAAAUUCCCUCUA